GACGUAAUUUAUCAUUCGGCUCUCGUCGAUUUCGGCUUCAAUGGCCGUUCAAACCAAGUAAUUUAACUAUGGAAUCUUUAAAAAUCUCUGCGUUAUUUGAGCCAUCAACGUUUGAAAACCUUACCAAAUCAUAAUGGAAUAACGAAAGAGUCCGUUCAAGUUUUCGAAUACGAAGGAAAAGGAAUUUUUUAGUGACAAAUUGACGUUUAUAAUCAAGCCAUCUUUGCCGGCUCGGUGAAGUUUCGUAUAGUCGAAAGAAGAAUGAGAUCAAGCCAAAGAAAUGGUGGCCUGGCAUCGCAUUCGCAACCAAGAUAUUCAAAUCAUCCGAGGAAUAAUCCAAUGCAAAACGAACAAAUGAGAAAUCAACCAAGCUAUCCAUUACAGGGUGCACUGAUGAUUCCAGGACAGCGUAAUCAGCACUACAUGACAGCCCCUUCCAUAGCAAUAUCACAACGACCAUUAAGACCAGGUAGGACAAUGUAUUCCUCCUCUCCACAAAGACCAAUGAUGAUGCAAGAAUAUGCAAUGCCACAUCAAUAUCAAGUUCUACAGGAACCAUAUGGGCAGAUAAUGCGACCUGGUUUCAUACAAAAUAUUCCACAACCUUAUCCGCUGCCAGUAAGCAAUGCUUCAUUUCCUCAGCAAUACAUUUCACAAACUCAGCCACCAUUUUAUGCCGGAAUGCCACCUAUGUAUUACUCCCAUGUGCAAUCAAACCAACCCAUACAACCACAGCAACCACAACAACAACCUGCACCAAAUGCAGGAAUUUCCACAAAUACCAACAAGGCAAGAUCCAAAAGACCUUCAAAGAUCAUCAUUAAGGAUCCAAACAGCAACAAAGAUAUUACAGAAGAAAUAAGAACACAUAGUGGAACUGCUAAUGGUAGAUCAACUGCCACUCCUCCAUUGGCUAAUACAGCUGCACAAACAGAAUCAUCAGCAAUCCAGGCAGAAUUUGCUGCCAAAGUAGAAGCCCGUAGAGCUGGUGGCAAAUUGGAUGGUGAGAAAAGUGAAGGUACUAACAAAGAAAAACCCAGCCAAGGAGAGAAGAGUAGGAUAGAUUUAAAAAUUAUUGAGAAUGGUAAAACUCCUCGUGAUCAGGAAGUAAAGGAUUCUCCAAUGCAAAUCGAGAAAAAUUCAGCAAAUAAUGCUAAAUUAAAAAAUGCCAAUGUUGUUGAUAAUUCAAAGAAGGAAGAUGAGAUAGAUUUUGAAGCUCAACAAAGUUCUUCAAAUAUGAAAGAAAAGACCAAAAAAGAAACUUCAUAUGCAACUGAAGUGAAAGUUUUGAAAGCAGACAGAGAACAGAAUGGAAACAUUGAAUCAGAUGUUGAAAUCAGUUAUAGGAGCAAAGAGCCAGAUGAUGUAGAGAAGAAAAUUCUAACAAAGUCUGAUCAUCUAGAUUUCGUGACACAGAAAAAUGGGACAGAACUCAAGAGUGACUUAGACAGUAAGCAAAUGACGGAAAAUAACAAAGAAAGUCCAAAUAACAGUGUAGAAACUUCAGAUAACAUCGUAGCAGCUUCUGAUAACAUUGUAGCAGCUUCUGAUAACAUUGUAGCAGCUUCUGAUAACAUUGUAGCAGCUUCUGACCACAAUCCAGAAACUCAUGCUAAAGUGACAUUUGAUAAAAACCAAACACCUGAUCCCAGUGCCGUAACCCAUGAUAAAAAUCUAAUUCCUCCUGAUGAUAGUGAAGCAACACCUGAUAUCAAACCAGAUAGAGCUGAUAACAGUGUAGUAACUCCAGAGAACAGCACAGCAACUCCUGACAAUAAAGAAGCAACUUUUGAUAGCAAAACAGCUGUUCCAGAUUGCAAGUCAGCAAAUCCUAAUGACAGUUCACCAAUUACUAGUAAAAGCCCUGCAAAUCCUGAUAAUAAUACUGAAAAUGUCGAUAAAGAUAAGGAUAUUACCAAGAAUAGCCUAGCAACUUUUGAUAAAGAUAUGCCAAGGUUUGAUGAUAGAAAACUAACUCUUAGUAAUGACCAAGGAACUCCUUGUAAAAGUAUGAUUACCCCAGAUAAAAGCAGCACAAGUUCUGAUACUGAAACAUUGGGAAACCUUGAAAAUACACCUUAUAGCACAGAGAGUCCUGUCUGUGCUGCAGCAGAUAAGGAACCUAGCGCAAUGAAUUGUGAUAAAAGCAACGACACAAUAGUGAGAGACAUGGAAAAAACGAGCAAACAAAAGGAUGAUUUGCCAAAACCUACUGCAGUUGUGAAAGAAAUAAGAAGUAAUGCUGAUGGAAAAAAGUCUGAAAUGAAAAGUGAGACUGAUAGUAAAACAAAAACAAAGUCUGAACCUGCAAAAGAAGACAAAGUGGAACGUCGUGAAGAGACAAUGCUGAAAUCUGAUAAUCAGCAAGCAGAGAAAACACCAGCAUUGAAGAAGUCCCAUUCCCAGGCAGACAAACCUAAUCAAAAACAGAACAAUCAAAGGUCUCAAGGAAAGCAAUCACAGCCACAAGCCACAAAACCAGCAGAACAACCGAAAAAGAAAUCGUCAAAACAGCGAUACAAAGACAUCAACAAGAAAGAUACAGGAGGAGACUUGAUGGAUGCAUACACUGAGAAGAAGCCAUCACCAGAGCCCGUGAUUGAAAAACCCGUUGAAGUAGUACCAGUAGAAAGCGAGAAACCUUCAGAUGAAGAUCUGACUUGGGAAGAUAAAGGGGAAACAAUUGGAGAAGAGAUUAAAGUUGAGAUAGAAACUGAGCCUGUGCCUCCUGAACAACAAACGAAAAGAAAGUACGAACGCGAUUUUCUUGUGCAAUUUCAAUACAUGCAAGUUUGUAUGGAAAAACCAGCGAACCUGCCCAAUAUUGAUGUCAUACUGGACGUUCCACAACCACCCCAGAGUAGAACAGGGAGCAGUGGUGGUGGCUCGCAGAGAUCCGAUUUCUUGCCUUCUUACGCCCGCCCGAAAAAUCAGCCCGGUGGUGGAAAACGAGAUAGCCGGUCAAAACCUCCAAGAAAAAUUAUUCCUAUGGCUCCACCUCCAGUUGUAGUGCUAAACAAAAGCGAAAACAGAUGGCUACGACCAGAGGAAAAAGAAAAGGAAUUAUCAGAGGAGGAAAAAACUACGGCGGAAUUGUAUCGUAAUGUUGUGGCGAUUUUAAACAAACUGACUCCUCAGAAGUUCAAGACGUUAGUGGAAAAGAUUAUGGCUUUGAAUAUUGACUCCUGUGAACGUCUUGAAGGCGUCAUUGAUAGAAUAUUUGAAAAGGCGAUCGGUGAACCAGUUUUUAGCGUUGCAUACGCUAACAUGUGUCGAUGUUUGUUUACUUUAAAGAUAAAUGAUGCUGAUGGUAAUGUUGUGUCCUUUCGAAAGCUGUUGUUGAAUCGGUGUCAGAAAGAAUUCGAGAAAGAAAAGGAAGAUGAAGCUUUGUUAGAAAAACAGAAACUUGAGCAAUUGGAAGGAUUGUCGGAGGAAGAACAAAAAGCAAAGAAAGAAGAGCUAGACGAAGGCUUGGCCAAAAAUAAGAGGCGAAUGUUGGGAAACAUCAAAUUCAUAGGGGAAUUAUUUAAACUUAAGUUGUUGACAGAAAACAUCAUGCACGACUGUAUUUUCAAGUUGCUUCGAGCUGGUGACGAGGAAAGCUUAGAAAGUAUGUGCAAGCUGCUGUUUACCAUUGGUAAAGAUCUUGAUUCAGAAAAAGCUAAGCCGAGAAUAGUGCAAUAUUUCGAUAAGAUCAACAAAAUUAUUAUUGCCAAGAAAGUGUCAUCGCGUGUGAUUUUCAUGCUUCGUGAUGUCGUUGAUCUUCGAGAUAAUAAAUGGAUACCUCGAAGAGAGGAGCAUGUUAACCCAAAAACGAUUGACCAAAUUCACAAAGAAGCAGAAAUGGAGAAACAACAGGAACAAAAAUUGGUGUCACAAUUGCCUGCCAAGGAUAAACAACAACUGAAGAAAGGUAGUUCAGGUGGACGGGAUAGUCCUAAACCGGUCGCAAACGAUGGCUGGAUUACUACAGGAAAAGGCGGAAAGUCGCAGCCUAUCGACCAAAAUAAACUAAGAAACAUGGCAAAGCGAGCAAACAACGAGCAAAUUUCACUCGGUCCCAGCUCUCGAUUUGGUCAAUGGGGUCGUGGGAGUUCGGCAGGUUUGAACAACUCCUCUCAAGAGCAAGAGCAACCACAGGGAAAUAGAUAUUCUGCGUUGCAAUCCAGUUCUGGUGAUCCUUCGUCUGGUAGAGUUUUGUAUGAUCCUCGACGAUCUAACUCAACUGGUGCAAGGACUUCGUCAGCAGGUCCACGUGGUAGUGAUAAAAGUCGACAGAAAAGCGGCAGAGAGAGUGCCAUAGAGGCUGCCAGGGCUCUGUCGAACACAUCAAGCGAAAAAUCUCACUAUACGAUACAGCCAUCGCAGCCAUCGGCUAGUCAAGAAAAACAACCUGAAGUUAAAGAGAAUGAGAACAAGAACGAGAUGGUGAAUGAAUCAUUAAGUGAAGAAGAACUUGCGAAGAAGACAAUCGCACUUAUUGAUGAAUAUGCAAAUAUCAAAGAUAUAAAGGAGGCUGUCGCGUGUUUCACUGAUCUUAAUUCGCCGUCGCUCCAUUAUUUCUUCGUAUCGACCUCGGUCGAAUACACCUACGAGAAGUCAAUGAAAGUUCGGGGUGACACAGGUCGGCUUUUAGCCGAACUUUUAUCACUUAAUAAACUCAGCAAGGAGCAGUUACUUAAAGGUUUUAACAACAUUUUCGAAGCUGCUGAUGAAAAUUCUAUGGAUUAUCCGAAAUUGUGGAACUAUUUGGCGGAAAUUAUCAAUCCACUUCUUGGAGAUCGUCUCAAACUUAACGACCUCAAACCCCUGAUAUUGCAGCAUCUUGCUCCGAUUGGUAAAGCGGCUGUCUUAUUUGCCGAGAUCUUACUGGAAUUUAAAAAAUCUACCUGUGAAAGUGAAGUCGUGAAAUUGUGGAAUGAGCUUGAAAUAGACUGGUCAAAUAUUCUGCCACCACGGUUAACCAUAGACGAGUUCUUAUCAAGAAAGAAUUUAAAUUUUUUAUCUUCUGAAGCUAACGAUGAAUUACUGAAAUUACUUUGCGCGAGUCAAUUAAGAAACGAUAUUGUAUUUGCUCAUAUUGAGAAAAAUUUUAAAGAAGAAAAGAGGAAGGAAGCUGAAUUUAUAAAUUAUUUAGUCUCGUCUGUAGCAGAAAGUUGUCUAAUAAAGAAAGAAAAAGAAACCGGUCCAGAUUGUUGUGAAGAAAAACUAAAAGCAAGACGUGACAUAUUAAAAAAGUAUCUUGAUAAUAAUAUGAAACUGCAGCUUGAAGCCUUGUUUACUUUACAAAAAAUAUAUGCCAAGUACGACAAACCAAAAGACAUGUUGUCAAGAUUUUUCAACACUCUCUACGACGAAGAAGUGAUAACAGAGGGUGCUUUUUUGAAUUGGAAACAAGACGAAGAUCACUCGCGACAAGAGGCGAAAGGACUUGCGCUACAGGCAACAUCUUCUUUUUUUGAAUGGUUACAAUCAGCUGCUGUUGAAGGCGGCGAGAACUGAACAGCGAGAUAAAGUAUGAACAAAAAUAUGACUAUUUUGUCUUCCAUUUAAUACUUACAAAAACUUAAAUUGUCUGAUUACGGAACGCGCUUUUUGUUAACUCGUAAUGAAAGAUGAACAAUUGUGUGGACAUAAUAUGUUGUAUUUGUUUGAAAACUGCAGUGUGUGCCUGGGCAUAUUAUUCAUGCCCGUAUGACUUAUCUUAUUUAUAAGAAAUUAUUUUGGUCAAAUUUUCGUCUCUUUCACUUAAUUUGAAAACGAGAUGUAUAUGUAUAAUGGAGAAGAAUCAAUUGAUAAUAAAUAUUAAAAAGCA
Messenger RNA from Xenia sp. Carnegie-2017, 5815 nucleotides. Its product is annotated as eukaryotic translation initiation factor 4 gamma 3-like. The transcript has 28 exons. Gene Ontology annotation, cellular component: eukaryotic translation initiation factor 4F complex. Gene Ontology annotation, molecular function: translation initiation factor activity; mRNA binding; protein binding. The coding region runs from base 262 to 5502 and encodes 1746 amino acids. NCBI's taxonomy places the organism in Eukaryota, Metazoa, Cnidaria, Anthozoa, Malacalcyonacea, Xeniidae. The record is from RefSeq and is a predicted model, not a curated record.